AUGCCCACAAUCCAAGCCCUCGGCGCUGCAACCGCAAAAGGAACCCGGCCCUCCCAACAAGACGCAUACACCAUCCUCCCCCCAGAACAAUUCCUUCCCAAGGCCGAUAAUAAUCUUGCACUGUUUGCGGUUUAUGAUGGGCAUGGCUCAGGAAUUGUCUCAAAACACGCCUCCCAGCACCUUCCCUCCCUCCUAACUCAAUCCCUAACAUCCUCGGCCUUGAACCCGGAGAGUUACGAAAGCGCGAUAAAAUCCGCCAUAUCCUCCGAAGAAGAACAAAUAGUCCAAGCGUUUAAAGACGGCGAAGAAGAAUACGCAUUCGCUGGGUCAACGCUAGCACUUGUAUUACUCGAUUUAAAAAGUGGGACCCUUUUUACCGGCAAUAUGGGGGAUUCGAAGGUUUUCCUGGGUACGCUGGAUAGUGGGGAUCAGGUUGAGGAUGUGAAAUGUCUAACAAAAUCCCAUAAACCCUCCUCCCCCGACGAAAAACAACGUAUCGAAAAUGCAGGCGGGACAGUUCUCCAGGACCAGCAUGAGAUACCCCGGAUUGGAGCACUAAACAUGUCCCGCGCCCUUGGUGACCUUGAAUACAAAACACCCUUUACGAAUCUCUCCGCCACGAAUCCAGACACUAACGAGGAAACUCCUCUUACGAGAGAGCAAGCUCGUGCGGGGGUGGAACCAUCCAAGAAGCAAGGCGACCUCCUCUCCUCUGAGCCGGAUAUUACCCGUAUCAACCUUGACCAAGGGAAAAAGUACGUCUUGGCACUGGUGUCGGAUGGCGUCAGUGAUAGCCCGAAUGUAGAUGAUGAGGGGUUUAUUCAGAUGCUGGCCAAGGGAUUCACCAGCGGAAUAAGAGGAGAGGCGGUUGUUAGAGAAGUGAUAGACCAAGUGGUGGAUGGCAUCCAGAGUGACAACGCAACUUGUGUCGGUGUCUUAUUACAAUAA
Messenger RNA from Aspergillus ruber CBS 135680, 948 nucleotides. Its product is annotated as PP2C family serine/threonine-protein phosphatase. NCBI's taxonomy places the organism in Eukaryota, Fungi, Ascomycota, Eurotiomycetes, Eurotiales, Aspergillaceae. Gene Ontology annotation, biological process: protein dephosphorylation. Gene Ontology annotation, molecular function: protein serine/threonine phosphatase activity; cation binding. Bases 1 to 948 code for a protein of 315 amino acids. The record is from RefSeq and is a predicted model, not a curated record. The transcript has 5 exons.